UCGAAGCUAACACUGACCCAAAUUGUUAGAUUACCUCACUGUUCCAGCGAGGCGCUUUCAACUGUUCAAUAAAAUUAAAGUAAGGGUUCAAAGUAGAUAUCAUGAGGGUAACAUUUAAAGUUAAGUUUGCUCGAAUUAUCUACACAACUAUUUCUUUACUCUACUAAAAAAGCAAACCCUGCCAUCUUCUGGUGAAAUGCUGGCAACAACAAUAACACAACACGCGACUGUUGAACACUUUAUAUUGCAUGAAAACCAACAUAAGACGACACCACUGAAGCAAGCCGUGUUGUUGAGUCUGUAACUAAACACGGGGCAACAGGCUUUAAUAGUACUUUGUGAACACCUUUAGGGACAUAACACAUGUAUCUGAGGCUUGAUAUCACCCAGCCUGUGCAGUGCCAUGGCUCAGAGGUGCUCAAACCAAGCCGUGAGCUCGCACAUAAGAGCAGUUUGACCGAUUUACACAUCGCGUGCGAACUAACCGCUUCUCGUGACAGCGGGACAGAUGCUUCUCAGGCAAAUGCUGCCUUCACUGCAGGAAGUGUAACGAAGCAGCACGGCGCAUGCUCUUCAGCCUCUCCUACAAGCGGAGGAUGAAUUAUCUCCUGCUGUAAAACGCUCGGUGGGGAGGGGUGAUGGCGGGUGCUGAGGUCACUGUGUCUUCAGGGGAUCUCAUGAUGCUGAAGGAAGAGGAAGGAGAGGCCAGUGGCAGCGACCAUAAGACUCAAGUCAUCCUGCACCUGCAACCCAUCCUGCAAGGGGUAAACGAUGACAUUGCUGACACUGGCACUACAGUCUUGGCCAUAGAGACACAUCAUGAAGACAGUAAAGCAGAAGGAGAGGAGAUCGAGUACGGCUACCCCAUCACCUGCGGAGACAGCCGAGCUGUUCUACUUUUUAAAAAGUUUGUGUGCCCUGGAAUCAACGUGAGAUGUGUCAAAUUCAAUGAACAGCUCAUCAGUCCUAAGCAGUUUGUACACCUGGCUGGAAAAGCCACUCUGAAGGACUGGAAAAGGGCCAUCAGACUUGGAGGGGUAAUGCUCAGGAAAAUGAUGGACUCCGGCCAGAUAGAUUUCUACCAGCAUGACACUGUGUGCAGCAACACCUGCCGCAGCACUAAAUUCGAUGUGCUGAUCAACAGUACGCGGCUUCCUCCUGGGACCUCAGUGCAGCCGGGCCCGUCGUGUCUGCCUCUCGACCCUCUUGGAGGACAGGUGCCUCCCCUGACAGGGGAGGUUGUGCAUGAUGCAGCAGAGGUAGAGGAACCUUUAGAGGAGAAGUUCAGCGCAGCAGCAGAGUGGAGUCCUGGUCGAGCUCGACCUGUAAAUCCCACAACAGCUAAUGGACAUGCUGCAAAGAGAAAGAGAGCUGACACGCCUGAUGGAGUACUGAGCUUGUGGCAGGGUGUGGCAGACUCUGGGCUGAUGAGGGAAGUCCUGUCCAGCCUCCAGACUGAAUUAUUGGCCACUCUGAAAGGAGUGGAAGCCCGCAGUGAGAAGGCCAACCUUCAGGAGACAGAUGCUGUUAUCCUUAAUUCCCUGUGCAAGAUGUUUGGACUUUUAGACUCAGUGAAGCAAGCUUUGAACCUGAAGCGCAGCCAGGAUGAGGAGAACAAAAUGCAUCACAAUGUUUAUGUGUUAGAUGACAUCUUGGAGGACCAGAGGAAGCAGAGUUAUGAUAAAUGCUCCUACAAAAUUCACUCCUUGAAACACUUACGACAGCAACGUCACAACCUGCCAAACAGCCAAACGCACAACCUGCUGUCCCCUGUCAAAACCAGCCCAGGAAUCCAGCCUCCAGCUUCUGCUUUAUCGGCUGCAUCAUACGCUCAGCUCAACAUCAACCCUCACAUCUUCACCCACUCCUCUACCUCCACCAGCCGGGGUUAUCAUGCAGGAGCUGGCAGGACGGACAGGGGUGGCCAUGGUGCCAGACUGGAGAGGGAGCAGGAGCUGGGGGAAAUGGCAAACCGCGAGAGGUUUCACACGAGGGGACGGGAGGAGACCUCCGGGAUCCACAAAGAGCCUGGACAGAGGACUAUUAAACUUCAAGCAGAGGAAGGAGAAGAGACGGCGGGGUUGCAUGAGAUUGAAAAGGUGGUAAUAGGAGGAAAGGUAUCAAAGAAACAUAAAAGUAAGUAAAGAUCAUGACCUCAAAGGGAAGCUGACUAAGGAAGGGAAUGUGCCUGGAGCGAGGAGACUAGGAGGGGGAGGAGAUUAAAAGAACAGCGUAACUGUCACAAUCUGUACUCUCUGUCUCGCAUAUUCAUACACUUUUAUAACAGAUUCAUUGUUUAACUCAUUUUUUAAAAUCAAAAAUGCAAAAAUAAAAAUCACUGUCUCGAGCUUC
Notolabrus celidotus (New Zealand spotty) is the source of this 2352-nucleotide messenger RNA. Its product is annotated as glucocorticoid modulatory element-binding protein 1-like. Gene Ontology annotation, biological process: positive regulation of transcription by RNA polymerase II. NCBI's taxonomy places the organism in Eukaryota, Metazoa, Chordata, Actinopteri, Labriformes, Labridae. Gene Ontology annotation, cellular component: nucleus. The coding region runs from base 639 to 2144 and encodes 501 amino acids. Gene Ontology annotation, molecular function: RNA polymerase II cis-regulatory region sequence-specific DNA binding; DNA-binding transcription activator activity, RNA polymerase II-specific. The transcript is spliced from 10 exons. The record is from RefSeq and is a predicted model, not a curated record.